Messenger RNA from Coccomyxa subellipsoidea C-169, 513 nucleotides. RefSeq names its product Bystin-domain-containing protein. The transcript is spliced from 3 exons. NCBI's taxonomy places the organism in Eukaryota, Viridiplantae, Chlorophyta, Trebouxiophyceae, Coccomyxaceae. Gene Ontology annotation, cellular component: nucleolus; preribosome, small subunit precursor; cytoplasm. Gene Ontology annotation, molecular function: snoRNA binding. Gene Ontology annotation, biological process: rRNA processing. Bases 1 to 513 code for a protein of 170 amino acids. The record is from RefSeq and is a predicted model, not a curated record.
AUGCGAGCGUAUCAGGGCCACGAUGCUGACUCCGACGUCGAGUCUGACGACGCGGGGGGAUUCAGCGAUGUCGAGGAGCACUGGGAAGAGGAGGAGAUUGGGUUGGAAGAUGAGGCGGCUCUGGCGAGGUUCAUGAAUCCCGAGGCCGCCUCUCAGCAGCAGCGCACGCUCUCAGACAUAAUCAUGGAGCGGAUCAGGGAGAAGCAGGAAGCUGGUGGCAUGCCUGCUAUACCAGAGGAUGAAGAGGGUCCAGGCAUGGUCCCUGGAGGCAUAAAGCCGGAGCUUGUGGAGCUGUACAAGGAAGUGGGCAAGAUCCUGAGGCGGUUCACCACCGGAAAAGUGCCCAAGGCAUUUAAGAUCAUCCCGAAGCUGGAGAACUGGGAAGAUGUGCUGUUCCUGACAGAUCCCGAGGGCUGGAGCCCGCAUGCGACCUACCAGGCGACGCGCAUGUUUGUUUCGAAUUUGAAUGCGAAGAUGGCGCAGCGCUUCAUGGCCCUGGAACUUUGCCGUUAA